Elgaria multicarinata webbii is the source of this 1744-nucleotide messenger RNA. It is a transcript of the gene MMD, whose product is annotated as monocyte to macrophage differentiation associated. Bases 155 to 874 code for a protein of 239 amino acids. Gene Ontology annotation, molecular function: pore-forming activity. Gene Ontology annotation, cellular component: membrane. The record is from RefSeq and is a predicted model, not a curated record. NCBI's taxonomy places the organism in Eukaryota, Metazoa, Chordata, Lepidosauria, Squamata, Anguidae. The transcript is spliced from 7 exons.
CCUGGCUUCCCCUCGUCUCGCCUCCUCCAGCUACCUCCGCCCGGGGCUGGCAAACCAAUGAGGGCCCGGACUCCGGCCCUCUCCGCCUCAGGAGCCGCCAGGAGCCCCCCGUGUCGACCCCCGGCCUUAGAAGAGGCGGGUGGAGUGGACCCUCAUGAGGCGGCUCCAGGAGAAAUUCAGGAGAUUCAUGAACCAUCCUGCCCCAGCAAACAGUCGUUACAAACCCACUUGCUAUGAGCAUGCUGCUAACUGUUAUACUCACGCGUUUCUCAUUGUUCCAGCAAUUGUGGGUAGUACCCUGCUCCAUCGACUCUCUGACGAUGGAUGGGAAAAGAUAACAGCAUGGAUGUAUGGAAUUGGUCUAUGUGCGCUCUUCAUCGUUUCCACAGUGUUUCACAUAAUUUCAUGGAAAAAGAGUCACCUAAGGACAAUGGAGCACUGUUUUCAUAUGUGUGACAGAAUGAUGAUCUAUAUCUUCAUUGCAGCAUCAUAUGCACCGUGGUUAAAUCUUCGUGAGCUUGGUCCUCUGGCAUCUCAUAUGCGUUGGUUUAUCUGGCUAAUGGCUGCUGGAGGCACGAUUUAUGUAUUUCUCUACCAUGAAAAGUAUAAAAUUGUGGAGCUCUUCUUCUACCUAGCAAUGGGCUUUUCACCUGCUCUAGUCGUGACCUCCAUGAACAACACCGAUGGACUUCAAGAAGUUGCCUGGGGAGGCUUAAUUUACUGUAUGGGAGUGAUCUUCUUCAAGUGUGAUGGAGUCAUUCCAUUUGCUCAUGCCAUCUGGCAUCUGUUUGUCGCCACGGCUGCUGCAGUGCAUUAUUAUGCCAUCUGGAAGUACCUUUACAAAAGCCCUGUAGAUCUCAUCCGUCACUUAUGAUACUAAACAAACAGGCACACACAAAUACACACACACACACACACACCAACAAGCUGCACUAUGCCUCUGACGCAGUAUUACUUGGGUAAAAUAAAUUCUGGGGAAGUGGGAAAAUAUUGCACAGGGAAAAUGCACUGACUUUAAUAGUUUUCUGAACACAUUUUACUGUGAACUGAAGUGACAAAAAUGUGUCCUAGAAUUACUGUUUGUAUAUCAAGUGCUGGGCACAUAGUCCUCCAAGCACUUUUUCUGGGGAAAGCCCGUAUUGAAUAAACAGGAAUUAUGUUAUUCACAAUUCCUAUUAAUUUCAGCGUGGCUUACACAGAAUCAUUUCCAUUUUGUAUUGCGUCCACAGUCAGUAAUUGGAGGCGGCAAUCCAGCCCAUUGAGUGGAAGUAUGCCUGACUUUGGAUUGUGGUUCAAAACAUCAUGCUGCAUUAUUAACAAUCCAUUCCACAUUAACAGGGAAAACAGUGUAAAAAUGGCUGGUGGCCUGAUGUUUACAAUUUUUUUAAGUGUAUUUAAUGGUUUUGAGUUCUGCAACUUUAAACUACAUAAAACUUUUGAAAUGACCGUUUUGAAUUGUGGAAGUUUAUGCAAUAGCAAAAAUGCUAUUUCUUUUUUUUUUAAGUUGCUUUCUACUUUUAUCACAAACUAUUUAAUAAACACAAAUUAUGGAUAGAUAAUAUUUAGCUUCCCCCCACCAGUUGUACUGAUGUGACUUUUAUAUUAAAACAAUUUUUUAAACAGAGUUUUAAAAGUGUACACAACUGCUGUUCUGCAGUUGUUACAUACACUGAAACUUUUCAAGAAACAACUACAUUCCACAUACUGUCCUGACAGAUAUACCUCUUCCAAAGGAUUUUUUUUU